UGGAAGGUGGGCGGAGCCGAUCUGUCCCGAAUGGGCUGAACACAGUGGAUGCUUGAAAAGUGUGGUGAUCUUCUUAGUCUAUCGCUGCAUGGUGAAGGAAAGAACGAGAGUAUGAGUGGUUUCUCCAGAUCCUGAGCAAAAUCGCACUAAUUAUCUGCACAUUGUUAUCUGUCAGUCCAUUCUUUCUCGUCCAUCUGCGUGGGUCGUUCUGCCAUCUGGAUCUGGGCGGUGGAUAUAUGGAGAUCUGCUAGUGUGGCUGGUGUUUUGUGGACGUGGGACACACGAUGGCCGUGGCACUGGAUGCAGUGUGGGUGCGAGUGAAAGGGGUCUGUAAACAGAAUGGCCUGCUCAUCCUCUCAGUGUUGGCCGUCAUUAUCGGAUGUCUGCUCGGCUUCUUCUUGCGCUCCAAAAACCUCUCGGAGCAGGAAGUGAAAUACUUCCAGUUUCCUGGAGAGCUGCUGAUGAGGAUGUUGAAGAUGUUGAUUUUGCCUCUGGUCGUGUCAAGUCUGAUGUCAGGUCUGGCUGCGCUGGAUGCGAAGUGUUCCAGUCGGCUGGGUCUCAUCACCGUCUCUUACUACCUGUGGACCACAUUCCUGGCUGUGGUGGUGGGAAUCGUCAUGGUGUUAAUCAUCCAUCCGGGCGGAAUGGCACAGAAGGAAGACUCUGAGGACAGCGGGAAACCCAUCAUGAGCUCCGCCGAUGCUCUCCUGGAUCUCAUACGAAACAUGUUUCCAGCCAAUCUUGUUCAAGCCACUUUUCAACAGUAUCGUACCAACAGUAUGCCCAUAAUGAAGACCCCCAAGACGACAGUGGCCACCAGUCUAACAGAAACCACCACUCGCCGCGCUCUGAUCUACGGGAUUCAGGAUGAUAACGGGACAGACAUCCAGAACUUCCAGCUGGAUCUGACGCCGCCUCCUGACGUGGUGAUGCGGACGCUUCCUGGCACCAGCGAGGGCAUGAACGUCCUGGGAAUCGUCAUUUUCUCUGCCACCAUGGGCAUAAUGUUGGGCAGGAUGGGUCCAAAUGGCAGUGCUUUGGUGAACUUCUGUCAAAGUCUCAAUGAAGCAGUGCUGAAAAUCGUCGCUAUAGUCAUCUGGUACUUCCCGUUCGGCAUCGUGUUUCUGGUGGCCGGUAAGAUCCUGGAGAUGAGCGACCCGUCCGCGAUGGGGAAGAAACUGGGCUUUUAUGCCAUCACUGUGGUGAUGGGCCUCAUUCUGCACGGCCUCUUCAUCCUGCCCAGCAUGUACUUCUUCAUCACCAAGAAGAGCCCGAUCGUCUACAUCCGAGGAAUCCUGCAGGCCCUGCUCAUCUCACUGGCCACGUCCUCCAGUUCUGCCACUCUGCCUAUCACCUUCAAGUGCCUGCUGGAGAACAACCACAUAGACCGGCGGAUCAUCCGCUUCGUGCUGCCCGUCGGAGCCACUAUCAACAUGGACGGCACUGCGCUGUAUGAGGCUGUGGCAGCCAUUUUUAUCGCACAGGUCAACAACUACGAGCUUGACUUUGGUCAAAUCAUCACUAUCAGUAUUACAGCAACAGCAGCGAGCAUCGGUGCAGCCGGGAUCCCACAGGCCGGCCUAGUCACCAUGGUAAUAGUGUUGACAUCCGUCGGGCUGCCCACUGAUGACAUCACUCUCAUCAUCGCUGUUGAUUGGGCCCUAGACCGAUUCCGCACCAUGGUCAAUGUGAUGGGAGAUGCUCUGGCCACAGGAAUCAUGGCCCAUAUCUGCAGAAAGGACUUCAUUAAAGAGGGAGAUGGGGUCCCUCUCAUCUGUGAAACAAAGCCCAUGACUAACCAGGGUUUGCCGAACUGUCAGCAGAACAAUGGUAGUUUCCAGCCCCCACCAUCAGGGGGCAAACCUGAGCACAUUCCUCCAGACGUGGCCCGUCUCAUGCAGCUGGAAGAAGGGGUCCGUCCGCCGCCUCCUGAUCGGAAAAGGCCACCCAUACCUCCGCGGCACCUGAAACACAGAGACAAGGACCAUUGUGCCAUCGACAUGAACGGUUUGGAGACUAACGUAUAGCGUCCAUCGAAAUCACAGACUGAGAUCGAUCGGACAAAACGAAUCCACUUACAUGGGAACGGAUGACGGGACGUGCAUUAUUUCCUUUCCGUUUUUCUUUGACAGGCGACACAUGGCCUGACCCUGCACAUAUGGGCUACUGCCCCAGUAAUGCCACUGUUGGCAGCACAUCCUGGUUGACCCAUACAGUGUGUUAGAUAAUGCCGGGAUGGGAUGAGAAACCAGGUCAGGGUCCACAACACCAAGCCAACCUGUUUCUAUGGGUCAUAGCGCGAUGCAUUCAAGGCCUUGAGAGCAAAAUUUUUCCUGUAGCGUAAUGCAAGACUGUCAAAAAGCAUGAGUGUAAAUACAACAUAGCUAUGUACUCUAAUGUGUUUUUUAUUUCUCAAGUUUAUAUAUAAUUUUAUAUUUUCUGUCUUGUCUUUUUAAGCAGGCCGUGUAAAAAUAUUGUAAAGCUCGCAGGUGUGUGUGAAGAUCAGUGUUGACUGUGAUAUUGAAUAUUUUAUGUUAUUGGAUAUUCUCCUCUUCCUGUUCAGUGAGGCCCGUUCUCAUGCCACAUCUGUAAAUCAAAUGUUCAGCAAAUUAUUGCUAUGACUAUAUUGAAAAGCACUGAGUAAACCACUCAAGGUAAGAGUUGCUAGCCUGGGAAACUAAAUAAAGGGCGAUCCCAGUCAUAUAUGGACUGUGAAAACUAAAUUUGAGUAUGUAAUGUAGGGUGACCAUACGUGCCAUUUUCCCAGGAUGCAUC
This is a messenger RNA of Sinocyclocheilus grahami, 2775 nucleotides long. RefSeq names its product excitatory amino acid transporter 5-like. Bases 285 to 2027 code for a protein of 580 amino acids. Gene Ontology annotation, biological process: L-glutamate transmembrane transport. Gene Ontology annotation, molecular function: L-glutamate transmembrane transporter activity; neutral L-amino acid transmembrane transporter activity; glutamate:sodium symporter activity. The record is from RefSeq and is a predicted model, not a curated record. The transcript is spliced from 11 exons. Gene Ontology annotation, cellular component: plasma membrane. Lineage: Eukaryota; Metazoa; Chordata; Actinopteri; Cypriniformes; Cyprinidae.